AUGGCUCACCUCUUGUGUCUCCCGACCGAAGUUUUGCUGCAGAUUGUUUCUCUUUUGUCAUCCAAUGCGGAUCUUGCGGCCUUGGCGAUACAAUGCCGGCGACUUUAUUCAAUCACCGAUAUGAAGACCCGCAAGAGAUAUCACCGCAUCCGAGUCACUAACAGUACAAAACACCUCGGGCACGCCUUCGUGCUCCUGGUCGAGAUUCUAAAACAGCCACUUUUGGGUCGUUAUGUGCGUCACAUUGAGUACUUCGAGCCUUUGGCGCGAUGCUACUCCCAAUACAAGCCUAAGAAUUUUCUGAACGAGCUAGACAUGCCGGUAGUCCGAGCGGCAAUUGAACAAGCAGGGUUUCGCAGUGCAGAUGUUAAACGUCUGGUCAAAGUGUUUACCCAGAUCUUCCGAGUUGUCGAAAGAGUGGAGAAAGAGGGGCAUCAACCAGGCCGACUCUUUGAGGUGGACGAGCCCUUCCUCGCGCAGACACUGACAGCACUUCUCAUAUCAGUGUCACCGGAUGUAGUGUCCAUGGCUCUCACCCAGCCGUAUCCCACCGCGGAUGCGAUGCACUGGUACGACGACGCCCUUGAGACCGAACCUGCUACACUCCCUUUGUAUUGGUUCCUGUAUCAGAUUAAUAACAACGACGAUUUCCCGGCCCCCGGAAGACCGAAACUCUUGACGAAACUUCGCAAUGUGUAUAUGAUCAACGAGAGAGAGGAAGUAUAUUGGUACGAGGAUCGGUUCUAUUAUCCUAUGGACUUGUUUGGUUUUAUGACCCUCUUUCACCGCCUGCCGUCCAUCGAAUCAAUCUGUACAGACGCACUGGAAGCUGACGUGGAUGGGAGACGCGGGUUCCCUUUUGCCUCAUCGCAUAUCUCCCGCAUCCAUAUACAUCACUCGUUGAUUGGAGACCUGGACCUGGCAAGACUUAUAUGCUCUUGCAAGCAACUGCGGGAAUUUCGCUACUCCAUCGGGGGCAGAGCGACCGGUCGGGAUCCUAUCGCGACAUUGAACGACUAUCGUACCAUUUGCCAGGCCCUAUUGAUUCACCGAGCUACAUUAGAGAUUCUUGACUUGAAUGCCGCAGAACAGGAUUCUCAAUGGUCGGCUGUAGUAGAAGACGACGUGGAUGAGAAUCUGGAAGAACGGAGGGACCAGGAGCCCUUCUUUUGGGGAGAUGAGGAUUUAUCCGAUAGCGAGGACAAUGUGGCCGUGCCGGCCUGGAUAUGGGAGCAGUCUGGCUCGUUGAAGGACUUCUCGGCCCUGAAGCUCUUGGCUGUGGAUAUCAAUUUCUUGUUGUACAUGGCAAGAGGGGUGAACUCCGCGAGAGAUAAGGGAUGCGAGCUCGCCGGCCGCUUGCCGCCCAGCCUGGAGUCUCUGCUCAUUAGAGGUUAUGAGAGUGGGCGGAAUAAGAAUCACGAUAAUCAAGUGGCUUCUCUGAGAGCUUUGAAGAGCGAUCAAGUCUCUACUACAUUGAGAGACAUCCAGGGAGUGGAUCAAACAAUAACGCCGGCGAUGCAUGUUGAGGAUCCUGAUAGGGAUAGACAUCUUCUUUGGUUUAGAGAGGAAGAGGAGUGGUCAGAAGAGGACGAGGACAUCGAAGUGUCCGAGUGA
Messenger RNA from Aspergillus saccharolyticus JOP 1030-1, 1614 nucleotides. RefSeq lists its product as uncharacterized. NCBI's taxonomy places the organism in Eukaryota, Fungi, Ascomycota, Eurotiomycetes, Eurotiales, Aspergillaceae. The transcript is spliced from 2 exons. Bases 1 to 1614 code for a protein of 537 amino acids. Gene Ontology annotation, molecular function: protein binding. The record is from RefSeq and is a predicted model, not a curated record.